AACUUAGUGCUUUCGCGCUGCUCGUAGUUGUUGUAUCUGGUCCGCAUGUGGGUUUAAGCUCCAGUUUUUCUUUUUUUUUUUGGUUGGUCUUAAUGAUGACAAUGAGACUUUCGGUGGUUUGCAGAAACUGAUCUGUGCGCGCGAGAUCGAAACUGUGAUUUUGUGAUUAGAUUUAUAGAUAAUAGUAAAAGUGGGUUUUUUAGUUUCAUCGUAAAACUCAAUAAGGAUUUAUCAGGAAUUGAUAUAUUUGCACUGCAGGACUAUGGCACACUAAGAAAGACCUUAAUUGCCCUCCAAAAAUCAAACCAAAAAACAAAAAAAUCGUUUUUUUUUCGCGAGUGUAAGUGUUCAACAAUAAACUGUACCCCAUGAUUAUGGAGAUGACGAACGAGUACGCGGUUGGGAAGUGGUACGAAGGACCGAGGUCCGGCACGUCCGCGAGCCCUGCGCAGGGCAGUUUAGAAAGUUCGGGAAAUUCGUCGGAUUUGAACUCGAGUGUCGCCGAGCAUAUGGGGGCGUUUUUUCUUGACCCUAGCGGCUCUCAAAGGGCGAGGUACUACCAUCAGAGUAUGCACGCCCCAUACGGAGGCGUAAGUCAUGCCUCACGUAUGUCGUCGAGUCAAGUGUGCAGGCCGCAUUUCCACCCGCCCCUUCACCCCUGGCUCUCGGAUGCCUCAGCGAAGCCCUUGAGCCAUUCGGGGCCCUGGGUGCCCUUCGGUGGGGGCGCAGGAGACCCUGACAAAAGCCAGAGCCCCAACACCGCCCCCACACAGUCACAUAAUAUUUUUUCCUUUCCUCCUACACCGCCCAAGGAUUCAACACCCGAUUCGGUGGUACCGUCCGCGGGCGCAGAAUACCAAAGCGCGGUGGCGGCUGCGAUGGGCGCAUUUAUGCACGAGAACCCGGGGGCGCAGAGUUGCGCCCUGGACGUGAAACCGUCCGCCGGUUUGGUGGGUUCCAGUAACAGUACCACGGGGAACAACAAACAACGCGAAGGUAGUGAAUUCGACGGGACGACGUCGUCCGGUGGCAUGUUUAAUGGUAACUUUGAGAGUUCGUAUGGGGCUUCGCCGUAUGGCCACGGUAUUCACGGGGGAUAUUCGCCCCAAAGCAAGGGCGGUUUGGGGGUAGGCGGAGGCGGUGGAGGCGGCGGGGGACCUAUACAGUCCCCCAACAAGCCGAGGAAUAAAUCGAGAACGAGUGCUGAAGGGCGAGAGUGCGUGAACUGUGGUGCCACAAGUACGCCCCUGUGGAGACGGGAUGGUACUGGACAUUACCUAUGUAACGCCUGUGGACUAUAUUAUAAAAUGAAUGGUCAGAAUAGGCCUUUAAUCAAACCAAAGAGAAGACUGAGUUUACAAAGUGCGGCAAGGAGAGCAGGUACCAGCUGUGCAAACUGUAAAACCACCACGACGACACUGUGGAGGCGGAAUCAAAAUGGCGAGCCUGUGUGUAAUGCCUGCGGACUGUAUUAUAAAUUACAUAAUGUAAACCGACCCCUAACAAUGAAGAAAGAGGGGAUCCAAACGAGAAACCGGAAGCUAUCAUCAAAAAGUAAGAAGAAAAAAUCGGGGGCUGCAUGUUUAUCAUUAGGAGGGAUGAUGGGAGAUAUGAUGAAACCUCUGGAUGCCAAAGGAGGCUUUGGACAAUUUAACUCAAUGGGUGGAGGCCACCCUCACCUCAACGCCGCCCUUCAUCCCCAUCACGCCAUGAGCCACUGGUACCAAAACAGUGCGCACCCCCACGGGUUCGUCAGCGGUCCUCCACCCCCUGCUCCUCCACCCACAGCUUCUUACCAUCAUCAUAUGAGUUCCUUAAGUGCAGCAGGAUUGGGACUUACGUCUAAUGGAAUGGCUGGCUGGAGAUCAGAGUACACGUGAUAAGGAAACGUAAUCGAUCAGCAAGUUUCCUAUGACCCCGACCUGUAUAGCUUAGCACAAAUGCCAUUAAAGUCAUAUUAGAUAAACAAAUGAGAGUUGUAAAACGUCAAAGUAAUGACAACUGUCAAUAUUAUAAGCUUUAUCAUUUGAAACUUUGACUUUAAGGUCUGUGAUCUAUCGCAUAUGUAAAUUUGAAUUGUAUUUAUUUCUUUUGUAAAUACGAUGAUGGUUUUUUUUGUACAGUAUUUUAGAAGUAACUUAAGGUGUUUACAGUGAAUUUUUGACCAGGUUGAAAAUUUGUAAUUAAGUACAAAGUUGAACUUGUAAAUAAUAGCCGUGUAAUUCUACUAGGGAAUUUUUCUAAAUUAUUGUAUAUAGAUAAGUUUAUUUAAAUUACAUUUAAUGUGCAAUCUUAAGUUGUCGAUUUAUUUAUUUUCGAAAGACUGGAAGAAUAAAUAAGCCGCAGUGGUAAUUCUUUUGUCUUUAACGUUGUAUAAAAUGGCGAAAUUUUAUUUUUUAAAA
This is a messenger RNA of Anthonomus grandis grandis, 2402 nucleotides long. It is a transcript of the gene grn, whose product is annotated as GATA-binding factor C-like. The record is from RefSeq and is a predicted model, not a curated record. Gene Ontology annotation, molecular function: RNA polymerase II cis-regulatory region sequence-specific DNA binding; DNA-binding transcription factor activity, RNA polymerase II-specific; zinc ion binding. The transcript has 9 exons. The coding region runs from base 369 to 1880 and encodes 503 amino acids. Lineage: Eukaryota; Metazoa; Arthropoda; Insecta; Coleoptera; Curculionidae. Gene Ontology annotation, biological process: positive regulation of transcription by RNA polymerase II; cell fate commitment; negative regulation of transcription by RNA polymerase II. Gene Ontology annotation, cellular component: nucleus.